AGUAGUGCUGCUGAUCACAUCCUGAUCCAGUCCUGUCCUCACUGUCAGAUCCAGCCUCAGGAGAUCAGUCCUCCUCCCACAGCAAACCUGGACCGCUCCAGUGAUAAGGUGUAUGAGCACGUGACGGGGCUGGUGAAGGCCGUGAUCGAGAUGUCCAGCCGCAUCCAGCCCGCGCCGCCCGAGGAGUACGUCCCCAUGGUGAAGGAUGUUGGACUGGCGCUCAGGACUUUACUGGCGACGGUGGACGAGACCAUCCCAGUGUUACCAGCCAGCACUCACAGAGAGAUCGAGAUGGCUCAGAAGCUGCUGAACUCGGACCUGGCGGAGCUCAUCGGUAAGAUGCGUCUGGCGCAGCAGUACGUCUUGACCAGCCUGCAGCAGGACUACAAGAAGCAGAUGCUGACCGCGGCUCACGCGCUCGCCGUCGACGCCAAGAACCUGCUGGACAUCAUCGACCAGGCGCGGAUGAAGAUGCACUGACUCCUCCUGAUGCUGGAUCAUCAGCC
Molecule: messenger RNA, 506 nt
Organism: Sinocyclocheilus rhinocerous
Lineage: Eukaryota; Metazoa; Chordata; Actinopteri; Cypriniformes; Cyprinidae
Product: focal adhesion kinase 1-like
Exons: 3
Biological process (GO): protein phosphorylation; signal complex assembly
Cellular component (GO): focal adhesion
Molecular function (GO): protein tyrosine kinase activity
Source: RefSeq, a predicted model, not a curated record